ACCACAUUCCUGUGAACUAUUACUGCUUUGAAUGGCAUGUGGCUUGUAACUUUACUUCUGCUGUAUUCUUUGCAAGAAGUCACCAGUGAGGAUGUUGUCUCUACGCGGUUGUACUUUGUGAACGCCUCCCUGCAGCGGGUGACCUUCUCCAGCUCAGUGGGGGUGUCCCUGCCCUGCCCUGCGGGCGGCGCCCCCCAUGCCGUCCUGCGUUGGUACCUGGCCGCCGGAGACGACAUUUACGACGUGCCCCACAUCCGACACGUGCACGCCAACGGCACCCUCCAGCUCUACCCCUUCUCUCCUUCCGCAUAUAACAGUAUCAUCCACGACAACGAGUACUUCUGCACUGCCGAGAACCAGGCGGGGAAAAUCCGGAGCCCCAGUAUUCACAUCAAAUCAGUGUUCCGGGAGCCAUAUACAGUCCGUGUGGCUGACCAGCGCUCCAUGCGAGGUAAUGUUGCUGUCUUCAAGUGCCUCAUCCCCUCUGCUGUCCAGGAGUACGUCAGCGUGGUGUCCUGGGAGAAAGACACCGUGUCCAUUGUCCCAGGUAACCGUUUCUUCUUGACCUCAUUUGGAGCUCUGUAUAUCUCAGAGGUACAGAAGGAAGAUGCUCUGUCCACCUACCGCUGUAUCACAAAGCACAAGUACAGCGGUGAGACUCGGCAGAGCAACGGAGCCAGGCUCUCAGUUAUGGACCCUACGGAGUCCACCCCGUCAGUGCUGGACAGCUUCCAGUCCGGUGAAGUGAAGGUAGGGCACAGUGUGGAGCUGCCAUGCAUCGCAUCCGGUUACCCAAACCCUACCAUCAGAUGGUUGAAAGAUGGGCGGCCGCUUCCAGCAGACUCUCGCUGGACGCGCCGCAUCACGGGCCUCACAAUUUCUGACUUGAGGCUGGAAGACAGUGGAAACUAUAUCUGUGAGGUCACCAACAGCUUCGGCUCCAAGGAGGUGACAGGUCACCUCAACGUCAUAGAACCCCUGCGGGUCACUUUGUCCCCCAAGAACCUCAAGACGGGCAUCAGCAGCACAGUCAUCCUGUCUUGCGCCGUCCAGGGUUCUCCCCAUUAUACUGUGUCGUGGUACCGUAACACAGAACCCGUCCUGCCCGACCAGCACUUCUCCAUCCAAGGGGCACACAAUGACACCUUGUUCAUUUCGGCAGCCCAGAAAAGACAUUCAGGAGCUUACCAGUGCUUUGCCACGCGCAAGGCUCAGACUGCCCAGGACUUCUCUAUCAUAUUACUAGAAGAUGGUACGCCACGUAUUGUGGCCUCCUUCAGUGAGAAGGUGGUAGUCCCAGGUGAACCGUUUUCCUUGAUGUGUACCGCCAAAGGAGCACCUCCACCCACUAUCACUUGGACUCUGGACGACGAGCCUGUGGCCCGCGACCUUUCCCGUGUGCGAGCCAGUCAGUACACGCACUCGGACGGGAGCACCGUGAGCUACGUCAAUGUCAGCAACCCCCAGAUUCGCGACGGAGGAUUGUAUCGGUGCGCUGCACGAAACUCGGCCGGUAGCGCCGAGUACCAAGCGCGCAUAAACGUAAGAGGCAAUCCAAGGAUUCGUCCAUUGAAGAACAUCACGGCUGUGGCAGGACGUAGCUCUUUUAUAAACUGUCGUGUGAUUGGCUAUCCAUAUUACUCCAUCAACUGGUACAAGGAGGGGCUUCUGCUACCUGACAACCAUCGUCAGGUGGUGUUCGAAAAUGGUACAUUAAAGCUUACCGAUGUCCAGAAGGGAAUGGACGAGGGGGCGUACAUCUGUAGUGUGCUCAUACAACCGCAACUGUUCAUCAAGCAGACUGUAUAUGUCACAGUCAAAGUUCCUCCGCUCAUCCAGCCGUUUGACUUUCCGCCGACCUCCAUCGGCAAACUGAUGUACAUCGCUUGCGUGGUGGCGUCCGGAGACAUGCCCAUCCGCAUCACCUGGCGCAAGGACGGCCAGGAGAUUGUGCCUUCGUCAGGCAUCACCAUUGACACCAAGGAGUUUAUGAGCUCCCUACAGAUUUCAAAGGUUUCACUGAAGCACAACGGGAACUACACAUGCAUUGCCAGCAAUGAUGCUGCAACUGUUAGCACUGAGAGGCAACUCACUGUCACAGUGCCCCCUCGUUUUGUGGUGCAGCCCAACAACCAGGAUGGAAUAUACGGCAAGUCGGGUAUUCUUAACUGCUCAGUUGAUGGCUACCCUCCCCCUAAAGUUAUGUGGAAACACGGCAAAACUGGUAUCGGGAACCCACAGCAGUACCACCCUGUGCCCCUGACUGGCCGUAUACAGAUCAUGAACAACGGCUCGCUGCUUAUUCGACAUGUGCUGGAGGAGGAUCGUGGCUUCUACCUUUGUCAGGCCUCAAACGGAGUCGGCUCCGACAUCAGCAAAAGCAUGGCGCUCACUGUAAAGAUCCCAGCCAUGAUCACGAGUCACCCCAACACUACCAUGGCCAAAAAAGGUCACGUAAAGGAGCUGAACUGCACGGCCAGGGGAGAAUGGCCCAUCAUCAUCCGCUGGGAGAGAGGCGACACGGUCAUUGACCCUGACCGCAAUCCCCGCUACUCUAUUACCACCAGCCCCAACGAGAAGACAGACGAGGUGUUGUCCACUCUCAAGCUGAAACCUGCAGAGCGUGAAGACUCAGUCUUCUUCUCCUGCCAUGCCAUUAACUCAUACGGUGAAGGGCGAGGCCUCAUUCAGCUCACUGUGCAAGAGCCCCCCGACCCUCCAGAGCUGGAGGUGCGAGAAGUAAAAGAUCGCAGCAUGAACUUGCGAUGGACGCAAAGAUUUGACGGCAACAGUGUCAUCACUUCCUAUGACAUCGAGUAUAAGAACAAGACCGAUUCUUGGGAGCUAAAGCACGCCACUCGAAACAUAUCCCCUACAAACAAUCAGGCCAACAUUGUGGACCUCCACCCAGCUUCCGUCUACAGCAUCCGCAUGUACUCCUACAACGCUAUCGGUAAAAGCGAGGCCAGUAAGGAGCUCACCAUCAGCACAGAGGAAGCUCAACCUGAUGGUCCCCCCAUGGAUGUGAUCCUGCAGCCAGUGACCUCUCAGAGUAUCAGGGUUACUUGGAAGGCCCCUAGGAAGGAGCUGCAAAAUGGAGUGAUCCGGGGUUACCAAAUUGGUUACAGAGAGAACGGCCCAGGCAGCAACGGUCAGUACAGCAUUGUGGAGAUGAAGGCCACUGGAGACAAUGAGGUGUACACACUGGACAACCUCAAGAAGUUUGCCCAGUAUGGCGUGGUGGUUCAGGCCUUCAACAGAGCUGGCACUGGGCCAUCCAGCUCUGAGAUCAAUGCUACCACACUUGAAGACGUUCCUAGCCAGCCACCUCAGAAUGUGCGCGCCAUCUCUGUCACAUCGGAUGAGGCAGUCAUCUCUUGGGCCCAACCUCCCAGAAUGACCCUGCACGGCGUUCUGAAGGGCUAUCGUGUCGUUUUUUGGGCGGUAUUCCCUGACGGAGAAUGGGGUGAAAUGCAGAACAUCACCACAACCAAGGAGCAAGUGGAGCUGAGGGGCCUGGAGAAGUUUACCAACUAUAGCAUCCAAGUCCUGGCCUAUACUCAAGCUGGUGAUGGCGUGCGCAGCAAUGUCCUAUACAUCCAAACCCGUGAAGACUACCCCGGGCCCCCAGCUGGCAUCAAAGCUGUGCCUUCCUCCGCCAGCAGUGUUGUGGUAUCCUGGUUACCCCCUCAUAAGCCAAAUGGAAUCAUCCGCAAGUACACUAUCUACUGCUUGAACCCCGGAUCAGGCCAACCGAUGCCCAGCGAAUAUGAAGCCAACCCAGAGCUUGUCUUUUACCGCAUCAGCCACCUAAACCACAGGCAGCAGUACUUGAUCUGGGCUGCGGCCGUCACCACUGCAGGACGAGGAAACUUCAGCGAUAAGGUCACCGUUGAGCCUGCCGCCAAGGCCCCUGCAAAGAUCCUUUCGUUUGGAGGCACAGUGACGACGCCAUGGAUGAAGGAGGUUCGACUGCCCUGCAACGCUGUAGGAGAACCAACACCAACCAUUAAAUGGACCAAAGACAGUGAGAACGCAGCCAUCCCUGUGUCUCUGGAUGGACAGCGUCUCAUCAUGGCUAAUGGCACAUUGGUACUGCGCACAGUCAAAGCUGAAGAUUCUGGCUAUUACACCUGCACGGCCACCAACACAUUGGGCUUUGACACCAUCAUCGUCAAUCUUUUAGUGCAAGUUCCCCCAGAUCAGCCUCGUCUUACUGUGUCCACCACCUCCACUUCCUCCAUCACUCUGGCCUGGAUACCAGGAGAUAAUGGCGGAAGCUCUAUUAGGGGUUUUGUGCUGCAGUAUUCCGUGGACAACACAGAGGAGUGGAAAGAUGUGUUUAUCAGCUCUACCGAGCGCUCAUUUAAAUUGGAAAACCUGCGCUGCGGCACCUGGUACAAAGUCAAGCUGGCAGCAAAGAACAGUGUCGGAUCAGGACGCAUCAGCGAGAUCAUUGAGGCCAAGACCCACGGCCGAGAGCCCCAGUUCAACAAGGACCAACCCGUGUUUACCCACAUCAACUCCAGUCAUGCCCGUCUCAACUUGCAGGGUUGGGCCAGUGGCGGCUGUCCCAUCAGUGCUGUGACAUUGGAGUUUCGCCCGAAAGGUACGUGGUCUUGGCAGAAUGUACGCACUAAUGCCACUGCAGGAGUUUUCCUGGCUGAGCUACGUGAGGCCACCUGGUAUGAACUGAAGAUGAAAGCAUGUAACAGUGCUGGCUGUGGCAACCAGAGCACCCAGUUUGCAACGCUUGAUUACAACGGCAGCACAAUUCCUCCAAUCAAAUCCCCGUUGGAAAAGAAUGACGAUGUCAAGAAGCUGUUUUCUAUUGGCUGCCCCGUGAUCCUGGUCACCCUCGGCGUGGCGCUCCUCUUCAUCGUCCGCAAGAAACGUAAAGAAAAGAGACUGAAGAGACUCCGAGAUGCCAAAAGCCUGGCAGAGAUGUUGAUCAGUAAAAACAACCGAAGCUUUGACACCCCAGUGAAGGGGCCGCCUCAGGGCCCGCGCUUGCACAUCGACAUCCCUAGAGUGCAGCUGCUGAUCGAAGACAAAGAGGGCAUCAAGCAGAUCGGCGAGGACAAGGCCACCAUACCUGUGACGGACACGGAGUUCAAUCAGACUGGGAACCCGCAAAGCUUCUGCGCAGGUGUGUCCGUUCACCACCCUGCUCUCAUCCAGAACACUGGUCCUUUGAUUGACAUGUCAGACAUCAGACCAGGAACCAACCCAGUUUCAAGAAAGAGUGUCAAAUCCACCCACAGCAUCAGGAACCGCUACUCGAGUCAGUGGACUCUGACCAAGUGUCAGGCUUCCACGCCAGCUCGUGUUCUCGCUUCGGACUGGCGCACGGUCAGCUCGCAGCACGGCAUCACUGUUACCGAGAGCGACAGCUACAGCGCUAGCCUCUCGCAGGACACAGAUAAGGGUCGUAACAGCAUGGUGUCGACAGAAAGCGCCUCAUCCACCUAUGAGGAGUUGGCCAGGGCGUACGAGCACGCCAAGUUGGAGGAGCACCUGCAGCACGCCAAAUUCGAGAUCACCGAGUGCUUCAUCUCCGACAGCUCGUCCGACCAGAUGACCACGGGCACAAACGAUAAUGCAGACAGCAUGACAUCCAUGAGCACGCCCUCAGAGCCCGGCAUCUGUCGCUUCACUGCCUCGCCGCCCAAGCCCCAGGACUACGAUCGUGGCAAGAAUGUAGCUGUGCCCAUCCCGCACCGAGCCAAGAGUGACUACUGCAACAUCCCCCUCUACAUGAAGUCUGACCCUUUCUUCCGAAAGCAGUCCGAGCACCACGACCCGUGUCCAGUAGUUCCUCCCCGUGAAGCCUCCAUCCGCGGCCUUGCCCAGCGGGCGUACCACACCCAAGGCCGUCACAUGACUAUGGAUUCUUCAAAGCAGCAGACCCUCACCAUGGGCCACUCCGGCAUGUCCGCCAGCUCCAGCAGCUCCACGCUCCCCCAGAGGACUCUCACCAUGCCGGGCUCCUCAGCCACAGGGGCACAGAGCGCUGUCGCCACCGCCGCUGCCGCCACCGCUGCUGCCACCGGAGCUUCUUCAUCCUCCGGCGGGGCCAUGGGCGCCACAGGAGGCACGCCCGGCGGCGCCUCAUCCUCCAAGAUGGGAGGAUCCAGAGACUCUCUUUUGGAGAGCAGCUCAUCAGGCUUAGGCAGACUACAGAAGCAGAGGGAUGGAGGCGCGGGGGCCUACUCCAAGUCGUACACACUUGUGUAA
Messenger RNA from Nerophis lumbriciformis (worm pipefish), 6237 nucleotides. The record is from RefSeq and is a predicted model, not a curated record. Lineage: Eukaryota; Metazoa; Chordata; Actinopteri; Syngnathiformes; Syngnathidae.